CGCAACUCCACCAGCUCCAUCACCAAGCGAGAAUAACGGUUCUAUUACCUAACAUCACGAAUACGAUUUCCUUCCAAAAGAUCAACUGAUCUUGACCAAUCUUAUCAAUCUCAUCAGCUCUCCAUCUCCAUCUCCAAGGCCCAAAUGUCUCAGCCGCGCAAGAGUCGGUGAACAGAGGCGAAACCUUGUUCCGCUCCGUUCCUUUACCCCACAAACCGUACGUUCCCUCAGGCCAUUUAUCAACUCGGUCCUGCACCACAAGACACAACUGCUCUUCCUCCAAGCACAAUCAUCAAAAUGGCCAAUCUGGGCAUUGUCGCGGUCGUUACGACACUCGUCGUUCUCAUCCUCACCUACGGUGUACCCCUCUUUCUGAAAGAGUACUUCCCCUGGCAGAGUCUGUACAAACAGCGCCACGGAAGACCUACCGUGACCACAAAGUCGUACAAAGGGCGAACGGCGCUCAUCACCGGUGCGAAUGGAGCGUUUGGAUCUCGAGCGGCUAAGAUUUUUGCGCAGAGAGAUGUUGAAACGCUUGUGCUCGUUGAUGUGAGGGAUUGCAGUGGUGUGAAGGAGGAGAUUGAGAAGGAGUUGGGCGAAGCGGGCAAACCGGUGCCCAAGAUUCUGGUCUGGCAGGCUGAUUUGAUGACGUUUAAGGGAUGUCAGGAACUUGGGAGGAAGGCGAAGGAUUUGGAACAUUUGGAUCAUGUUUUGAUGACUGCGGGAAUUCUGGCGUUUAAUCGUCGUGAAUCGCCUGAAGGCUGGGAAACUUCCAUCCAAGUCAACUUCCUCUCCGGCGCACUCCUCUCUCUUCUCUUCCUCCCUCUCCUCAAGUCCUCCCCAUCCAACCCCUCCCCUCCCGUUCUCACCUUUGUCACGACCUUUGGCAUCUACCCCUCCUCCUUCACGAUGGGCGUACCCAAAAAGGGCUCUUACCUCAAGAAACUCAGCAACAACAAGGAAGGCAUGGAACAAGCUCAUCAAUACGGUCGCUCCAAGGGCCUUCUGCUCUACUGGGCCCGCGAACUCGCUUCUCGCGUCUCCGCCAUCCAAGCAACGGAGAAACUUCCCCGCAAGGUCACCAUCAACAGCGCUGAUCCGGGUUCUGCAUGGACACCUCUUACGAAUCCUAACCAGGCGAAGCUUAUCCCACGACUCAUCAUGAACUUUGGAGCGAGAGAUCCGCAGAUCUGUGCGACGGCUUUGGUCAAUGGUGUUUCGGCGACGGAGGAUGCUCACGGCAAGAUUAUGCAGGACUUCGAUACUGCUGAGUAAGUGAUCUACACGAUAUGAUGCGUUUUGGUACUGAUUAAGAUUUAGCUAUCCUCCUUUCAUGGUGAGGAAGAGUGGCCGUGCGGCUCAGGCGCGUGUUUGGGAGGAGACGAGGGAGGAGCUUGAGGCGAAGGUCCCAGAGGUCAAGGCCAUCUUUGACAUGCUGGACCAGUAAAACCGCUGCGAUGAUCACAUUACGACAGCUUUGGGAUCAGGUAUUACGUGAUGAGGCCAAGCAGCUGAGGAGGCGAUGAGUGUAAAGCAUUGAAAUGGCCCGAUGGGGUAAUAAUCCGCGGGAGACCAAAGGCAUUGCGCGUAUCUUGCAAGGGCCACGGUGAUUCGACAAGGAUGGAAUAUGGCCUUGCUAGCGCUAGCGCAACUAAAGCAAAAUUGAAGUUUAAAAAUUAGUCUAAAUCGAAUACCGGUAUUUUGGCGCCCGCGCGAAACGGCAGUUAAUUCAUUGGAAGAAUACCAUUCACAUUUAUCGUCAUUCCGUUCCAUGCUGACGCCUUCACGUGGCUG
Messenger RNA from Fusarium odoratissimum NRRL 54006, 1794 nucleotides. RefSeq lists its product as uncharacterized. The record is from RefSeq and is a predicted model, not a curated record. Bases 298 to 1275 code for a protein of 325 amino acids. The transcript has 2 exons. Lineage: Eukaryota; Fungi; Ascomycota; Sordariomycetes; Hypocreales; Nectriaceae.